Messenger RNA from Desarmillaria tabescens, 2101 nucleotides. RefSeq lists its product as uncharacterized. Gene Ontology annotation, biological process: mitotic intra-S DNA damage checkpoint signaling; double-strand break repair via break-induced replication; DNA catabolic process. Lineage: Eukaryota; Fungi; Basidiomycota; Agaricomycetes; Agaricales; Physalacriaceae. The transcript is spliced from 7 exons. Gene Ontology annotation, cellular component: nucleus; Holliday junction resolvase complex. The record is from RefSeq and is a predicted model, not a curated record. Gene Ontology annotation, molecular function: 3'-flap endonuclease activity; DNA binding; crossover junction DNA endonuclease activity. The coding region runs from base 14 to 2101 and encodes 695 amino acids.
UCUGCGACACCCAAUGCCUCCGCGAAAACAGUGUGCCAAUCCAUUAUUUGAAGGAUGGCUGAAAGAAAAACUGAUGCAACUGAAAGAGAAAACGCCCGACUCAAACUUUUGCUUCACCUAUGAAAAGGCGCUUAGAGGUAUACGAGAAUAUCCAGAGCCUGUUGACAUUCAUUCAGUCACACGAGUCAAAUACAUCGGCCCCAAAAUCGCCUCCUUUCUCAAGAAGAAAAUGGAGCAGAACGGUGUCGACGUCGGUGGCACUGAAUUUCCAUCGUUGCCGCUUACGCCAAAAAAGCGUGGCAGACAACCGAGCAAGAAGGCUGCACAGCGGCGAGAUGAUGACAGCCCAAUCGCUGGACCCUCGACGGGGAAGCGAUCUGUGAGUUCACGAGAUGCCUCGGGAUCACGUCCUGUCAAACGUCCUGCCUACUCCGAUGGCGAUUAUUCCGACGCCGUCCCGCAUAAUAUCUUCCAGUUUUGUUAUCUUGUGAGCAAUAUUAAUGAAGCACAUAUUCAAGGAUACUCCGGGGAAAAUUCACAUCGCUUGGGCUAUAAAGUUCGAUAUCUGGUGGGGCGUGAAUACGCCAUGCAAGAACGGCUCUAUGGUUCCAAGCCUUCAGGCGAUGGGAUAUCAGCUACCGCCUUCAUGGAUAUUGACGACACCGACUAUUUCCCAAUAUCAACACUGUCACCAGAGGAAUUUGCACGACCGUCCCUUUCUGAUCUGUUAUCUGCGGAAACUGCUGGACAACGUAGAACAGUGUAUUCUCUCGAUCCUAGCAGGCAGGCUUCAACAUCGUAUUCCAAAGCAAGCACGUCGACAGUCAGUUCCAUUGAAGAACGAUUGAAGGCUAUAGAGGAAAGGCUUGGCAAUGCUCCCCACCAGGCAACAACCUCCCGUUCCAGUCUGCAACGAAUUGGGACAUAUUCUCUGCCUUCUACCCCACAAAUAUCUCCAUCCAGAGCCAAAGCUGCCCUUAUCGCAGAUGAACCACCUGCAAUGGCGAGCAAUGUGACUUUGUCGAAUUUGAAUUUUGGUCGGGUUGCAUCAAUGUCUAGGAGCCCAAUACGUCCUCCCCCUCCUAGAAGCGCUGCACCUAGUGCAUUUGGUGCGAGCAGGUCUCAAAGUGAUGCAGCUCGUACUUACGAGAUUGUUUUGAUUAUGGAUAAUCGGGAAAUUAAAGAUCAACGGAAUCGGGACUAUUUCAAAGUACAACUAGAAGCUCGAGGCAUCAAAGUGGAGGUGCGAGCGCUGGUUCUGGCCGACGCUUGCUGGAUUGCGCGGAAGAUAAAUCGAUUUGGCGACGAGAUGGAUGAAGUCGUACUCGAUGCCAUCGUAGAACGGAAAACAUUGAAAGACCUGCACUACAGUAUCGUCAAAGACAAGCGGUUUCAUGAGCAAAAGUUUCGUUUGCAUCAGUCUGGUAUCACGCACGUAUACUACCUUGUUGAGAAUUACAAGGUGGAUCAUGCUCUCAAGGAGUAUGAACUUCAGAUCAAUACCGCACUGUCAUCAACGCAGGUCGUUGAUGGUUUCAUGGUAAAAGAGACGCGUGAUAUAAAAGACACCAUUACCUGGUAUGUCGGUGUACAUAAGGGUCUAAUGGAUGCCUACAAGGAGAAAGACCUGUACAUCAUUCCCUCGACAGCUAUCAGACGACACAGCUACCUAGAUACGCAAAAGAUGCUCCGAGACCGCCAUCCCGAUCGGGUCUAUCUGACCACGUUUACGCAGUUCCAGUCUCUGAACUCCAAGAACAGAUUCACAACUGUGAGCACUGUCUGGGCGAAGAUGCUAUUGAGCGUGCAUGGUUUGAGCGCAGAGAAGGUGGGCGCUAUCCUGAACAAAUACCCAACCCCUACCAGUCUAUACGUGGCAUUUCGCGAAGCGGAAGAUCUACAGCGGGUGAUGCAAGAAUUUGAAGAUAGCAAUGGUGGUCCGCAGGUGCCGAAAGGAAAGCGGAAGGCUAGGAGCGACGUACCCAAGGCAGAGUUGCUGUUGACCGAUAUAAACCGGGAGAGUGGGAGACCUAUUGGGGAUGCCUUGAGUAAGAAGAUUUAUACCCUGCUGAUGUCGGAUGAUUAUAUCUCUGAUGAGUGA